Molecule: messenger RNA, 991 nt
Organism: Plutella xylostella (diamondback moth)
Lineage: Eukaryota; Metazoa; Arthropoda; Insecta; Lepidoptera; Plutellidae
Gene: Pp
Product: paralytic peptide
Source: RefSeq, a predicted model, not a curated record
UAUUAGACCUCUUAAUUACCUUUUUAUAUCAAAUGGAUUCAGUAAUAUGGUAUAAAAAUUUAAACAACUGUUUUACAUGAAAAUUUAUAUUCGAUAAACCAACUUAUGUGCUGAUGAGGUCAAAAGUUAUCUGUAUAGACCGGGUACUUGUUGGAUGUAUGAACACAAUUCACUUAAAUCAAGAAAUCGAAACUAAAGAGACUGGUUUCAUUGAAAGUUCCAAAAUGAAGUGUGUUUGUGUCACUGCAAUAUUUUGCUUAAUAUUUUUACUUUCAAAUAGUGAUGUGGAAGCAGGCCUAGUUAUUGAUUUGUUUGGAAAAGUUCAUGAUUCAGCUUUGAAAGUGAGACAAGAUGUAAAAUCUGUUUUGGGAUUUCCCCGCAGAGAUAUGGUGGAAAAGAACACAAACGUUGUGAAAACGAGUGAACCUAAUGAUAUCAAGAAAAAUACAAACAAUGUGACUGAAUUACCAUCUACGACAAGCGCGCCAGCCACUACAAUUGCUUCAAUAUCGACUACAACAGAAGCAUCCACUACUAAGAUCUCAACUUCUACUGUUGUUGCUUCAACAAAUUCUGAAACAUCGACACUAUCUAUUCAGCCAACAACGCCGACAGCGACGGUUCCAGAACCUACAAAUAUAACAGUUUCAGAGGCAAUUCCACCUAUUACACCUACGAGUAUGACUACUACUUCAGCCACUAAAGUUUCAGAGACAACAACCAUUUCUUCAGCAGCCAAAGUUUCAGAGACAACAACCAUUUCUUCAGCAGCCAAAGUUUCAGAGACAACAACCAUUUCUUCAGCAGCUAAAAGUGUUAAGAUGGCUGGAAGAGAAAACAUGGCUGGUGGAUGUUUAAAAGGAUUUGAAAGGAAUGAUGAAGGAAAAUGCAAAAGAAUAUUUUAAUGUCUACAAUAGCAUAUUUCAUACGUAUUACACGUGUAUAUUAUAACAAUAAAUAAAACUUUACUGUCCACCCCAAUUUAUAACAC